Molecule: messenger RNA, 2325 nt
Organism: Ictidomys tridecemlineatus (thirteen-lined ground squirrel)
Lineage: Eukaryota; Metazoa; Chordata; Mammalia; Rodentia; Sciuridae
Source: RefSeq, a predicted model, not a curated record
AUGUACACAGAGCAAGAGUUAGUUGGGUCUAAGAGUGGGAAAUCCCGGGAUGGGAACAAACAUCCAUCAUCCAGCCAGGGCGGCAAAAGAAGGUCCCAGAUCAUAGAGAAACGGCGUCGAGAUCGCAUAAACAGCAGCCUUUCUGAAUUGCGGCGCUUAAUCCCCACUGCCUUUGAGAAACAGGGUUCUUCCAAGCUGGAGAAAGCUGAGGUCUUGCAGAUGACCGUGGAUCACUUGAAAAUGCUCCAUGCCACUGGUGGGACAGGAUUCUUUGAUGCCCGAGCCCUGGCAGUUGACUUCAGGAGCAUUGGUUUUCGGGAGUGCCUCACUGAGGUCAUCAGGUACCUGGGGGUCCUGGAAGGGCCCAGCAGCCGAGCAGACCCUGUCCGGAUUCGCCUUCUCUCCCACCUCAACAGCUAUGCGGCUGAGAUGGAGCCUUCGCCCUCGCCUGCCGGCCCCCUGGCUUUCCCUGCUUGGCCCUGGUCUUUCUUCCAUAGUUGUCCAGGGCUGCCAGCCCUGAGCAACCAGCUCGCCAUCCUGGGAAGUGUGCCUGGCCCUGUCCUCCCCGGCACCUCCUCUCCUGCUUACCCCAUCCCAGCCCUCCGAACCGCACCCAUUCGCAGGGCCACUGGUACCAUCCUGCCGGCACGGAGGAAUUUAUUGCCCAGUCGAGGGGUAUCUUCCACCCAGAGGGCCCGCCCCCCCGAGAGGCCAGCUGCCCCUCUUCCCAUGGCCUCCAGCAGCAGGGCUGCCAGGAGCAGCCACACCGUUCCCCUCCUGCAGUCCUCCUCCCCAAGACCCCCUAGUGCUGUGGGCUCCGCAGCUUAUGUGGCUGUGCCAGUCUCCAGUCCAUCUCCCAUGGGGCCAGCUGGGAGGCCUGCAGGUGCUGUGCUCUACCACUCCUGGGUCUCUGAAAUCACUGAAAUCGGAGCUUUCUGAGCUUACUCCCCCACCCCCAGGUUCCCAGGAUCAUAAGAAAGGUUCUUAUUUCAGAAGCUCUAAGAAUGAUGCAGCCUCUUCUGCUUUGCUUCCCGGAUGGGCUUCUAUGUGAAAGCACCUUCCUCACCCAUCAGAAGCUCUCUCCUCCUCACCGCUCAGCCCAGCCUGUCCACUCGGCUCCCAUGGACCCCUUCUGAUCUCAGAGGCUCCGUCCCGUUUCUCACCUGCACAGAUGAGUCAUAGUGCCUCAUGAGCCCCUAAGAGCUGUGCCCAGCCCCCUCUCCUGCCCGGUAUUCAUGAACCAUGGGUCUGGGAUGGAAGCUUGAACCGUGAAGCUUGCCAUGGUCCAAGGCUGGCUGCCUCUGUGGAGAGGUCAGACCCUAGUCAGAAACAAUGACUGGCUGUAGCCAUCCUAGGCCAAGGAACUGGAACAUACUGUCUGUCUCAUUUCCUGGAGAUGGUAACUGAGCAGAGGCCACUAAGAGGUCUCUUGGGCACCCUGUCUGCCCCUGCCUACCCCAUCACAGUGAACCACAGGACAAACCCAUUCUCUAUUACAACCAAGCCUGGAUGACGGAAGCCCAGCAGGUCCUGCUCUACUUCCCUCCAGCUGCAGACACCCACCGUCCUUGAGACUAAGAGUUCCCUGCUCACAUCUGGCUCAAAAAGCUAGGCCAGGGGGCUUCUGAGCAGUGGCAAAGCUCUGUGACAGGGUGUCCUCACUGCCAGGCAGGAGUCAGGAUUGAGGAACAGAGAACCCAGCUUCUGGGUGUGUGGUCUUUCCCCAUGGGGACACAGUGUGGAGGGACCACGUGAUGGCACCCAGAGAGGCAUCCUCUUGGGAUUCAGCACCAGACGUCUGAGCCGCCUGGUUUGCAUCCGGCUCAGAGAGCCCAGACUGCCGCCACAGCCAAGGGCUGUCAGACUGAACAAAAAUAACCGUGAGGAGGGGCAGAAGGAAGAACAUUCAGAGGCAUCUGGGCCCUUCAAGGUCAUGCAGGGGGUCGAGGGCCUGAGAGCCUGUUCACCCAGAUUCCACACAGCUGGCUCUGCUUAGAGGCAGCUCCCAUUCCCCAGCUCUGCCCUGGGCCAUUUUCCUCUAACAGAAGGAAUAAAUGGCCCAGCGACCCUUCCCAGAGGAACAGCAGACUGAACCUGCUUUCAGGAUUGCCAUAUCAGUUGAUAAAGUGCAGAAACACUUCUGAACUUGUUGGUAAACACCUGCUUCCCACGAGUGCCUCCCAGUGCCCCCCACCACCUGGCAUUUCCCCAGGACCACCAUGAUCUGGUGAGUGCCUGACAGACCCAAGACUGUGGGGUCCUGGAGCUGGCAAUUCACUGGUUCGCAUGUCAUACUGGUUAUUAAAUAUUUUGAUGUCCCCUGCA